Messenger RNA from Yamadazyma tenuis ATCC 10573, 713 nucleotides. RefSeq names its product S-adenosylmethionine-dependent methyltransferase (gene MTQ2). Gene Ontology annotation, biological process: methylation. NCBI's taxonomy places the organism in Eukaryota, Fungi, Ascomycota, Pichiomycetes, Serinales, Debaryomycetaceae. The record is from RefSeq and is a predicted model, not a curated record. Gene Ontology annotation, molecular function: nucleic acid binding; protein methyltransferase activity; S-adenosylmethionine-dependent methyltransferase activity. Gene Ontology annotation, cellular component: eRF1 methyltransferase complex.
AUUCGCACUAAAUAUCUUCGCUUUAGGUCAAUGUUGCCUACUCCGAUUUUAAAGGAUUUGGAUUACGAUAACGUAUACGAGCCAUCAGAAGACUCUUUCCUCCUUCUAGACUGCUUCGAAGAUGAAAACACAUUUUUGUCCCAGAAAUUCGGAAUUGGAAGUCCAAUUAUCACCGAAAUAGGAACUGGCUCAGGCAUCGUCACCAGCUUUUUGAUGAAAAAUAUAUUACCCAAUGGUUUUUACGUGGCCACCGAUGUCAACCCUCACGCAUGUGUUUCCAGUAUCAAUACUAUUCGGUUGAACAACCCUGACUCUGCCAAAAUUGACGUGUGUCAAAUGAGUUUAACCACAGCUAUACUUCCACAUACCAUAGAUAUAUUGAUAUUUAAUCCUCCUUACGUGCCGGCAGAAGAGGUUCCUGAAAUUCCUCAACAAUACAGGGAUAGUAGGUGGCUAGACUUGGCGUUAUUAGGAGGUUCUGAUGGAAUGGAAGUCACAUGGCAGCUACUAGAUCUGUUAGAUAGUAUCAUUAGCGAGACCGGUUUGGCGUAUAUUCUAUUUUGUGCACGAAACAAGCCAGAUUUGGUGAAAUUAGAGAUGGAGAAACGAAUGUGGGUGGUGGAUAAGAUCAUAGAGAGGAAGGCUGGUUGGGAGGUGUUGAGCGUAUUACGAUUUAUGAAGAGGAAAAACUAGAUAAUAGAAUACUCCAUUUU